CAAUGUAUGUGAUGUUGUCCUCAUUUAUUAUUUAUUUAUAAUUUAACAUUAUCCAGAUAAAUGUAAAGUUAGAAUCAACCAGGUAGGCAAGAAAAUAAAUUGGAAUAAAAUAUAAAAUUUAAUAAACCUACUAGGCACAUCAAAAAAACUAUUUGCUAACUGUAGCAACAUUGGUGCGUUGCUAAGCAACGGCGCAGAUUACAAACAAACCACUGCGUCAAUGAAUCACAAACGCAUAGAGAGCUAAAGUCAUAAAAAUACAGAUUUUAAGAGUUAAAAGUUUGCUAUUAAGUUAUAAAAAUAGUAUAAGCAACAAUGGUGGAAACGGAUUGGCGGGAAAUACUAAGUUUCUCACAGAAAGAACUGACGCAAUCUGAUAAAGAGAAACUAUGUGAAAGUUUGUGUUGGAUGGAAGCCGACGAUAUUGAACUGAAUUUCACCGAUUUGAAAACCCUAUUCAGAUUAGCACAAGAUAUAUUGAAACUGAAGAGUGAACAGGUAAACAACAUAGUCGGUCAACUAAAGGCAACGCAAAAGAAAAGCGGCAAAAUGAAAGUCGAGAGCUCUUACGCAGUAUCACCUACACAAAGCAACGACAGUGCACUAGAAACGAUAACCCACCAAGAGGAAAUAAUAAAAGCAAACAAAGAGAUACUGGAACAGCUAUAUGCUGACAUUGCUGAUUUGGAAUCAAAGAAGAGCAAACUAGAAGAAAGUCGUAGUAACUUCGACGCUGAAAGCGAUUCCAGUCGAGAUGUUCUAUCAGAAAUGAAUGCUGUAGCUGAAUUAGAACAACAAGUAUCCAUGAAAAAUAAACACAUAAGGAAACUGCUCAGUGACGUUAAGAUUCUUGAAGAUGAAAACACUAAGUUGAAGGAUAAAGUAUCUGUUCUUAAGGAUAAGUUGACGGAAGCUACACAGCUGAUAGAUAACUUAACAGAACAGUUACUUAAUAUUAAUAACGAGUGCAGUCAUUUGAAAGAUCUUCUUGGUAAAUCAGCUCAAGCAAAAUCACAAUUAUCAAUUGAAAUAGAAGGUUUAAGAAAAGAACUUUUUGAAAAAGAAUCUAAUCGAGAAAAUAUCUAUGAAGAUAUCAAAUCUAAAGUCGCACACUGGAAAAAUAUAGCAAGAUCAAAGAAAGCAGAGUUGGAGGCGUUAUCGAAUGAGAAUCUUCAAUUGAAAGAAAAUCUAAAGGAAGCUAUGAAAGUAUCUCCAUCACCAAAAAAAGGUGAAGCAGAAAAACAAAAAAUAAAGGAAUUACAAGACAAAUUACUAGAAGCUUCCAAUGAAAUAGAACAAACGGCUAAUCUGAUUAAUGUGUUAAGAGCAGAAAACAAACAGCUAAAGUCUAUCAUAGAUGAAGUACCAGAAUCUGUAUCUGAAGCUAGGAAUGUAAGUGACGAUGGAAAAGAACGCACAAUUAUCAAUAAGUUGAAAAAGAAAGUAAAAAAUUUAACUGUAAGUCUACAAGGAGCUGAAGAAAUGAUAGGUGUAAGAGAAAAAGAGUUAACAGAAAUAACAUCUCAACUACAACUUCUGCAAUCGGACGAAGGCAUAAGUGCUUUACUUGAAGGAUUAAAAAACAAAAAACGGCAACUUAGAUUUAAAGACGAAGGUAUUAAAAACUUGGUGCAGGAAACAAAUUCUUUAAACCAAUUGAUUAACGAUCUACAACUAGAAAAUGAAACUCUAAGACAAAAACUAAGCUUACCUCCUGAUGAAAAAGUACCGACUAAAGGCAUAAUGAAGGAAUAUCGGAAUUUACAAGAAAUAAACUCUCAAAUUAAGGAAGAACUGAAUAGACAAGAAAAUAAAAUAGUUAGCUUAGAGUUGAGCAACCGCAAUUUAAAUUCUAAAAUACAAAAAAUGACGAAAGUUUUGAAAAAAUUAGGGUAUUCUAAGGAUAAAGUGGAUGGCAUUCUUCAAGAUAGUGAAAGUGACGACUGUUUGCCCUUAGAAAAUGAAGAAGAGCAACCCAAGAAUAGUGAGACGCAGCAGGAGCCUAGACCUCAAGAAGAAAGUGCCCUUGUAGUCGCUAAUACUCAAAAUGACGACAAAGAUAUGAUUGCAAUCGUUGAAGAAAACAAAGGACUUCGUAAGGGCCUGCAAGAGAUACUAGAUUUCUUAAAAGAUAACAGCACGACCUCAUCUGGUGUGUUAACAUUACAAUGCCCGAGCUUAGAAGCAAUAUUAUUAUCGAUGGAAGCUAGAAAUUCUGCUGGGUGGUUCGCGCCGCAUAUGUCCACCGUUAUGGAACUCAGAGCUGCGUUAGGUGGCAAGGAUGCUCUUCUAACCGCUCUUCAUGAUGCCAGAAAAGAAACGUUUGAAGUAAUGACUCAACUAUCCGACGCAACAAAAAAGUCUAGUGAACUUGAAAAGAAGUUAAACGAAAUAGUUUUACAGAAUCAGCAAAAAGAGGCCGAAGAAAAAGAGUUACAACAAAAAAAUGCAAGCAUUUGCGAAUUUGGAUCGUGGAUGUCAGAUAAAGAACAAAUUGACAUUGACUUUUUUGACAAAUCACAAAUUGAUAAAUUAGUAGAAAGAGGAAAUUUUUUGUACGAAUGUCAGCUUAAAAAGGGAUUAGAAUAUUUCCACAUGAAAUUUAAAGAGUUGUUUGAUAAACUUACGUCUAUGGCAAUAAGAGCCAGUGACGAUCUCAAUAAAUGGUCGAUUCAGGAAGAAAAUUAUAAAGCUGAAAUCGAGCGUUUGAAAAGUCAGAUACAAGUCGACGAUGAAGAAUAUAGCGAAUGCUCCCCGGGAAUUAUCCCAAUACCCAACUUUAGUUUCUUGCAAAGAAAAUGUUCCUAUUUAGAGGAAUCUUACAAAUAUAUAAGGACCUUAAAUGAAAAUAUGAAAAAUGAGAUUUUGGAAAACAAACGGGCGGCCAUGAUAGCCGCAUCAGAAUAUGAAACGCAAUAUCAUAAAAUGCUCCUUUCAGUUGCAAAUUUAACGGAUAAAUUACGUCACUCAAUAUCGCUAGAACUGUUCUUAAAACAAAAUCUAGUGUUGAAUGAAGCUAUUUUAAAAUACAGGAAACUUGUAGAAGAUGGUAUUAACAACCAACAAUCUGCGGUAAGCUUAUUGGACCGACUAGAUGAAGACAAAGUAAAUAUAAUCAACUGCUUUCGAUUGGAAUUCCACCAAAAAAAUGGUAAUAAAAAUACAUCAAAAGAGAUAGCAGAAUCAAAUAUCGAGCAGAUGAUUUUGAAAAAGCAAAUCCAGCAGAUAUGUGAAGAGUUGGAUGUAAAAAAUAAAAAAAUCGAAACUUUGGAAAAACACAACGCGGAACUUCAAGAAGCACAAAUGAAGAUCAUAGACGAAAAUCUAGCUUCCAUAACCAAACAAGAAGUAGAUUUGAUGAAAUCGCAACUGAGCAAGCUUACAGAAGAUAACAGAAUGCUUAAAGAACAAUGCCAACAUGUUAGUAAUCAAUUGGAUAUUGCUCUUUUACAGCUCCAAGACAGUCAACAACGACAAAUGAGCAACGACAUGGAGAUUAAUAUGUUGCAGCAUCAAGUCCUAGAUUUACAAUCUGCUAGCGACAAUAAAGCAAUUAUAGCAAGACUUAGCGGUGAAAUCCUCGUAGCUCAUCUUCAAGUUUCGGAAAGUCAAAAGCGAAUAGAAAGACUCCAAGCCUCCCUAAAUAAAGAAAGGGAAUUAAAAAGAGAAGCCGAAGAAAUGUUGAGAGCUCGUCAAAACAUCUUUGAUGUUUAUUCUAUGAGAUAUGAAUCAAAGUUUAGGUACAUGUAUGAAGUCAUGCAGACGUUACGCCAGCAAUACCAAGGAAGUACACCACUUAUUUCCGUUGAAAAAUAUCUGAACAACAUUGAAGAAGUUUCACGUAAAAAUAAGGCUGUAGACGAAAAACUCGCUGAAAUUGAGGAUCUACAGUCUAGUUUGAUGACAAAACAUACCGUAUUUGAUCAAGUUCUAAACGUUACUAAAGAUAAAUGUCUUAUAGAAGAAGAUAGUUGUCCACAUAAAUUAAAAUACAUGAUGAUGCAAUCGGUAAACUCUCGCGAAUUGGAUCACGUAAACAAAAAGCUAAGAACAAUAGAGCAGUCCCGUGAAGAUUUAUUAAAACAUUGCAAUUACUUAGAAAAGACCUUAGUUCUGGUGAAUCAAGGAUUCGAGAAAUACUCAGUGAAUGAUCUCCAUAGAGUUAACAGUAAAGACUUAGAUGAUCAACAUAUCCAUAUGGAAUUAGAAGACGUACAGUCUGACGAUGAUUCAACUCCCAGACGAAGUGAAACUGUUACUUUGUCGAAACCACAAGUUCUAAAACAACCAAAUGAAAACUCGCCUCAGAAAAGUGUUACUAAAGAAACGGUUGAAUCCCCAGUCAAAAUGCAAAUUACCAAAAAGAGUUUGGAACUUAUUGACGCAAACAUGCAAACCGAUAUCAUUGAAGUCGACCAAACAAGUCGUUCAAUACAAACAAUUGAAAAUAGCGAUGCCAUUGAUGAUAUGAAAAAGCGAAUCGAAGCCCUAACUAACGAAAUUGAUAAAACUUCUAACCAGCUGUACGAAGCUAUGACUUUAGCGCAACGACGCACCGAAGAAAUUUUAGUUUUAAAUAGAGAAAAAAUAUGUUUUGAGUCGACAAUACAAAACCUUAAAGAUUCCAACGAUCAAAAAGACAUUUUAAAUGAUAAAUUACGAUGUACCAUUGACGAAUUGAGAAAACAGCUAAAUGAUGUUAAAACUCAGCGGCUAGUAGAAACAAAUCAAGUCAAAGACAGUAUUGAUGAAGAAAACAAAUCAUUAUUGUUGGCCUUGAAGCAGUUGGAAAAUGAUAAGAAUGCGAUCAUGGUUGAAUGCAAAGAGCUACUUAAUAAUGAAAGAGAUGAAUAUGCAAAGAAUGUGAAGGAACUGCAGUUGAAAAUAAUGGAACUACAAUCAAAAUUAGAUAGACGAAGUAGUGAGACGAAUUCUUCAAACGGUGAAGCAGUGAAAGAAGUUGUUACGAAGUAUACUAUGAAAAUUGCAGAAUUAGAAGACAAGUGUUUUAGAUUACAAAGUGAAUUGGACGAGUGCAAGUCUGGAUUAACAAAUUACCAAAGCGAGGCAGAGCGUUGGAAGGAUUUAGCUUCAGAGAGACUAACGAAAAUGGAACAACUUAAUUCCCAACUGGAAGAACGACACUGCCAUGAGGUCAAAUCUUAUAAGGCGGAAAAUGAACAUUGGCUUUCACAAUUAAACGACAUGCAAAGGGAACACAUGGAUUUGAGGACAAGGAUAACGGAACAGAAAACUAUCUACCUUAAACAACUAUCAGACAAGGAUCAUCAAAUUGAACAACUACGGAUGAUCAUCAACAACUUAAAAACACAAAUAAUGAACAUGCAGACGCUUAUAUCUGUGAACGACCCUAGUUUUGAUCUGUCAGCUAUAGUGGAAGUGGAUGAGACGAGUGAUGCGAUGUCCCAGCACGGAUCCGAGCGGCUUGAGCUCAAGUUUGAGUCCACCAUGGACUUGCACGACUCUCAUGAUGAUGUUGUUCGAAUACCCGCUUCCUCGACUACCAUUUGGCAAGAACCAGUGAUAGAACGUCUCCGACGAGAGAAACAGCUUGCAGGCAAACAAAACGCUAUCCUACGUCGACAGAUCAAAGUCCUGGCUUCGAGGGAGCGGCGCGCACGAUUGGAUGCACAGAACUUGAAGAAUCAGAUCUUUCGCAUAAGCACGACUGGAAACAAAGUGACUACGGCUGAAACGGCAGCGCUGCACAAUAAGAUUGCCUCGCUGCAAGCUCAAUUAACGAGCGCGCGACGAGAAACCCAUUCAAGUAUCGCACUCUGGGACAAGUGGAAGAGAGCACAGCAAUCAGCUGAUCGCUGGCAAUCGCGUUACGAUGAGAAGAGUCAAGAGGUCACGAAACUGGAGGCCGGAUUAAGCCUUGUUAAGUCUGCCAUGUCGCGGCUCGAGAAAGAAAAGAGAAUGCUUCUCACCAGACUUAAUGAAAUGAAAAAUGACAAUCAGCUAGUAGCAAUUGAGAAGCAAGAGUCGGAGAGCCAGGAGAAGUUGUCGCGGAGCGCGUGCGCGUGCGGCGGCGGGGGCGGCGCCGCGCUGCCCGUGUCGGCGCGCGCGCUGCUCGAGCGCGUGGCGGCGCAGCAGCGCAGGAUCGCCGCGCUAGAGGUCGCCGAGAAGGGCAACGAGCUCCUUGUUUCUGAGUACGAGAAGUCCCUCGCCGAAAUAACAUCUUUAAAAGGCCAAGUAUUGAAACUGGAGUCGACACUACUGGAAUCACAAAUCCGGAUCCCGCUCAAAUCCGCCGGUGAUUCACAACCCGAACUUGACUAUUGGAAGAGUUACUGUGAAAUGCUAAAAGAGGAGAAUGUUCAACUUACUCACAAGAUCAAUUCAUUGGAGACUUCGCCUAUCACCGCGCACCAGCACAAAGUCAAUGAUCUUGAACAGACUGUACUGACGCUAAGAGGCGUAAUAAACAGAUUACAAGCAGAGAACAAAGCAGCUGCCGCUUAUAAGAGGGUUGACUCGAGACCUAACAGCAGUCGCAGUGGAACUGAUAAGAGUCGAACAAAUUUGGAGUCUCAUCGUAUAGAAAUAUUAAACUUGAAACGUACUAUACAUGAAAAGGAUUUGCUUCUGGAAAGGUCCAAGGAAAUGCUGAAAAUUGCAGCUGAGAGAGAAGAUGAACUAUUGAGAGAGAAUGCGUACCUUACUCGACAACUGAACGAGAUGACGAGAUCCAAGGGAGGGUUCAUGUCUGCUUAGUCCAGUUUAUUGAAACUGCUCGAUAUACUAAUGUAGAAUGUAUGCUUAAUGAAAGUACUUGGUUUAUUUGUGUUCUUGUACGAUUUAAAUAAAACUUAAAAUACAAUUUUCA
Messenger RNA from Trichoplusia ni (cabbage looper), 6850 nucleotides. RefSeq names its product centrosomal protein of 290 kDa-like. The transcript is spliced from 32 exons. The coding region runs from base 316 to 6738 and encodes 2140 amino acids. Lineage: Eukaryota; Metazoa; Arthropoda; Insecta; Lepidoptera; Noctuidae. The record is from RefSeq and is a predicted model, not a curated record.